UUUUUUUUGUUUUUUUUUGUUUUUUUUAAAUUGUGUGUGUAGCGGAGUUGUGAGUGUGUUUCAAAUUUGUGAAAAAUUAUAUAUAUAUAUAUAUGUAUGUACGAAUAUAUACAUAUAGAAAUGUGGAACAGCAUCUGUUUAUUUACUAUGUGAAGCGAGGCGACAAGCAAAUUUAAUUUAUCUGCAACUUGCAAACGCGGAAAUGCAACGACAACAACAACAAUAAUAAUAAUAACAAUAACUGAAAAUGCAUUAACCAAAGCAGAACCAAGAAUAGGCAGAAAUUGCUUGUCAGCGAAAAACAAAAAAAAACACAGAAGACGAACAAGAAGAAGCAGAAAAUAUAUACAUAUACAAAGAAACAAACAUAUUGCAUAUCUUACCUGCUGCCUGUCACCCGUGUUCUAUCUCUCUCCCUCUCUCUUGCUCGCUCGCUUUGUCUGUGCCAUGAUCAGCAACAACAACAACAACAAGAACAGCAGGAGCCUGACGUGCCACAGCAAGUAGAGAAGAACACAGACACACACACAAACAAACACAUAUACACUCCAAAAAUGUUGCAGGCAGCUAACGAAGCCAGCCAAAGCAACAACAACAACAACAAUAACAAUAACUACACAGAAAGCAGCAUCAGCAGUAGUAGUUGUAGUAAUAGUGCCGCUGCCACGCCCACACAAGAGGAAAAGACACAACGGCGUCGUUCCACAUUUUAUGUGCCUCUUGUCAUAGAAGACGAAGAUCCUCCAGCUACUCCUGUUGCCGCCACCAACGAUCACAUAAGCAUUAGUGAUAGUAACUCCAGUUUAAGUAGCGGCGAUCAAAAAACCAAAAAAUCCGCCAAGAAAAGCAGCGUGGCCAAGGUUAGUGCACUAUUUGAGCGUAAAAGUGGUGGACACUCUAAUAAAAUGUCACCACCGCCGCCGCCACCGCCAUGUGGCUUCAAUUGGAGCAUUAGUGGCAAUGAGAAUAAUGUACACUAUUCGGAUACCGAUGAGGAUGAUGAACAUUCCAUAGAGGCCAUGAAUCGUCAACAAUUGCUUAAGACAUUGCCACAAGCUGCCGCUGCUGCCGGCAAUUCUUCGCCAUCGAAUUCAAAAUUGAAACGUUAUGGCAUAGUCCUUAAUGUGAUCAGUUUAAAUGGCAGCAACGACUGUGGUGGUGGAGGAGGAGAGGGUGGAGAAUGUAAUAAUGCCGAUACAGCAGCUGCACCGCCAACUGCUGCACCUCGCACACAUUUUAAUGAGGAUCAUGAUAUUGUUAUGGCCACACCACCCAAACAGCAGGCACUCUCCUCCACACACACACGUCGACACAAUGAUGACGACAACAACCACGAUGUCGGCGCCGGCGUUAUCGGUAACGAAAACAACGGUAACGCUGCCGCUUCGGCCGCUGAUGAUGAUGAUGACUCAGAGAUAAGCCGCAUGCAGACGAACACCUCGACACCCAUCAAAUUAAUGAAAUCGCGUUCGCGUACCAAUAUUUUGGCCGUACCCCUGCCCAGUAUAGAACACGGUCUGGCAACGGCAACAACGUCAGCGUCCGCAUUAUCAUCAUCAACUACAACAACAACAACAACAACAACAACAGCAACAAUAACACUGCGUGCCAAAUCAAAAACUUUACCACAAAAUCUAUCACCAUCGUUGGCAUUAGCAGCGGCAGCGGCAGCGGCAGCCAAUGAUCAUCCACAACAACCAGUGCAUACAUCAUCAUCACAGCGUCAGCUUUUCACCGGUUCAUCAUCAUUUACAUCAUCGUCAUCAUCAUCGCCGUAUAAAAUCCAAGGCAGUGCCUCAACCACCUGCAUACUUACUCAUAAAUUUCCACCCAAAUUUUCUGCCCUAUUGAAAUCAACGCCCAAAUUGACACCAGCAGAUUUGGCGCCAUCUGCCGCCGCUCCACUGCCUCAAGCGAUUGUAUCGCCACCAAAGAAAUCACUUAGUUUCAUACGUCGUGCUCAUUCCACCAAGGUGUCACGUAGCAAUUCCCUGCUCAAGAAUAUUGCCCAUAACGGAGGAGGUGGUGGAGGAGGAGGCGGCAGCGGUACAUCACUAGCAGCCGAACAUUAUCAUCAAUUGCAUCAUAUGCAUCAUCAUCAACAGGGUAGCUCCUCUGCUACAUCCACAUCCAGCUUUGGUCUCGAUUAUGGCAUCGGCAGUUGGGGCAAACACUUUUUCCUUAACUAUGAUGUUUGCCCCCUAAGUUUGGAUGAAUUGAGCAGUUAUUUUCAAACGGAUCAUUGUGAAGAAUUGAUACGUGAGCGCUUUAAGAUCAAAGAUCUAAAUUUAUAUGGACCAGAGGAUAGAACAGCAACGGGAGAGAUAUUAGAUGACACCACCAACAAUACAACAAAGACAUCGACAACAACACGAACGGAAGAUGAUGCGGGACAUCAUUCGGAUACUUCAUAUGAGAAGGCCUGUCGUCGCGGUUCAGCGCCUACCACGCCCAUUUUGGGCAGUAAACAACAUCAGCCGGAGCAUAAUGCCACCUCACGUUUCACAAAUUUCUUUUCCAAAAAAUCUAAUCCCCUGAAACGUACCAAAUCGGUUACCAAAUUGGAGCGAACAAAACGCGGAACUGGCGGUUUACGUGGUUCACGCUCUCACGAGAGUCUUCUGUCCAGUCAUGCGGUGAUGUCAACCAUUGAUUUGUCGUGUUCUGGCGCUGUGGGCGUGGCUCCUGUCCAUCAAUCGGUGCUGGGUCGUCGACACUGUUUCCAGGUGCGCGGCGGGCCGCGCGGUGAACGUUACUACUCGUGCGGAUCGAGGCAAGAGCGUGAUCUAUGGAUCUAUUCGUUACGUAAAUCGAUAGCUCCAAAUGCCGAGCAUACACGUCGCACGGAUAAUUCGUUAAAAUUAUGGGUAUACGAGGCAAAAAAUUUGCCAGCCAAAAAGAAAUAUUUCUGUGAAUUGCAAUUGGAUAAAACAUUGUACGGACGGACGAGUGUUAAAUUACAAACGGAUUUACUCUUUUGGGGUGAAUAUUUUGAUUUUCCCGAUAUACCGGAAAUCAAUGUGAUCACGGUCAAUGUAUUCCGUGAGGUGGACAAGAAGAAGAAGCGUGAUAAAUAUCAAUUCGUUGGCUCGGUUAAAAUACCCGUACACGAGGUGACAUCACGUGUCAUCUGUGAGGACUGGUAUCCCAUAUUAAGUGACAAGGCCGGCGACAGUUUGGGCCGUCAAUCGGGCGGUGGCAGCGGCAAGGAUAAAGAUCGCGAACAAUUGCCCACACUGCGAAUCAAAUGCCGCUUCCAGAGCACCGACAUAUUGCCCAUACAGGUGUAUGGCAAUUUUCUGGCCUAUCUCAAGGAGAACUAUAAACGAGUUUGCGAAACUCUCGAACCGGUGAUUGGGGUGAAAGCCAAAGAGGAUAUUGGCCAGGCGUUGGUGUUGCUGAUGCACGCUCAGGGUCUGGCCGGGGCCUUUCUCACCGAUGUGGUGGCCCUGGAUCUGUUGCGUGUGGGCGAUCAGAGAUUGACAUUUCGUGGCAAUUCGCUGGCCACCAAGAGCAUGGAGGCAUUUCUCAAACUCACUGGGGAACAGUAUUUACAGGACACCCUGUCGGCGCCCAUUAACGAGCUUAUCCAAUCGGAACGUGACUGUGAAGUGGAUCCCACCAAGACGAGUGGCUCGUCGGCGGGUUCACUGCAACGGCAGCAGGCAACUCUCCGCCAGGCUGUGCGCAAUGCCUGGCAAUGUAUCUACGAGUCGCAUAAACAUUUUCCACCCCAGCUGCGGGCCUGUUUUGCCACGUUCCGUGAGCGACUGCAGCAGCUGGGACGCCAGGAUAUGGCCGAUAAUCUGAUCUCUGCGAGCAUCUUUUUGCGUUUCCUUUGCCCGGCGAUAUUGUCGCCGUCGUUGUUCAACAUCACCAGCGAAUUGCCAUCGGCCCGGGCCACCCGCAAUUUGACCCUGGUCGCCAAGACGUUGCAAACUUUGGCGAAUUUCACCCGUUUUCAGGGCAAAGAGAAUUUCAUGGAAUUUCUCAAUGAUUUCCUCGAACAGGAGGCAUCACGUAUGCAGCAAUUUCUGGAGAUAAUAUCGACAAGGCCCGAACAUCCGGCUCCCGAUUCCAUACUCGAUUGGGCUGGCUACAUUGAUCAGGGCAAACAAUUGUCCAUUUUGCAUAGUUUGCUCAGUGAGAGUUUGUCCAAGUUGCCAGAGGCGCGUCAACAUGAAUUGGAUCCAUUGCAGCAUAUACUGGACGAGAUUACCAAAGCCAAGGAGAUGAGCGCGACGGGUUUGGGUGGUGGUUAUUUGCCCACUGUGAUGUCAUCGUCGCACUCGAUAGCCAGUGAGAAUCAAGAGAAUCGUAAUCCGGGCGUAAUGAGUGUGGCCACCAGCAGCAGCGCCAUCAAUAGCACAAGCAGCGGCAAUAACAACAAUCCCGGCCAGAUGUUGCCACAGCAGCAGGCCCAGUUGGCACAGCCACAGCAUGCGGUGGUCAGUAAGCCAGCCGAGAGGGGUAUAAUGCGUGGUGUCUUAACGCCCAGUUCGUUGGAGAAGAAUAUAUUCCGUUACAAUGAUCCCACAGUGAAUGGACUCCUCCAGCAGCAGCAGCAGCAGCAGCAGCAACAACAACAACAACAACUUCAUCCCCAUCAUCAUCCAAUGCAGAUGCUCUCUAACUCACAGAGUUCCAUAGUCGGCCUUCAACAUGCCCAAUCUCAGAGCUCAAUGGCCUCAUCAUCAUUGAAUGGCAGCAGCAGCAAUCUACUAAUGCCCCAUCAUCCCGCCCAGCAUUUGCAUCCGGCGCAAUUGCACUGCCCCACGGCGGCGCCACAAACCAGCGCUGCCAGCACCAUAGAGCGCAUGGAACGUCAGACCUAUCCGUAUAUGUGUAAUGGUAAUGACUAUGAUGCCAAUACCUCGUCGUCGGCCUGCUCGAAUCGAUCUCGCACCUUGCCACGCAACGGUGCCAAUGGUAAUGAGGAGUUGCCCGGUGACUUUAUACAAAUCUCUGGCCUGGACACGAGCAGCGCCUUUGUGCGUAAAUCACCCACUCCCAUGAUGAAAUCCGGUGGUGGUGGUGGUGGUGGGCCACAGCGUAAUCAUAAACUCAAUUUGGGUAUACCCGAUCACUCGAAUGGCGGCGGCGGCGGCGGCUCAACUGGCAGUUAUCCUCGUCAACUUAAUCCUAAUUCGAAUAUGCCCAAGAAUCUGGAGGAUCUGGAUGAUUUAUUCAAAUAUGCCGAGGAGCAUGAUGUGGGCGAGUUACAUCACAUGGCGGGCAAUCAUCAGCAGCAGCAGCAUCAUAAUAAUCAUCAAUUGAAGGUGGCGGCACAAGCUGGAAAGGAGCAACUAUCGGCCAAGAGUAGCCAUUGCAGUUCGGGUUAUCAGAGUAUUUCGACCAAUCCGUCGCCCUCACAGUCCUCCAGUCCAGUGGAGAGCCAGCUGAAGGCGGCCAUCUCCGCCGGUGGUGGACAUCAUCCUCCUGUAACUCCAUUGGCCUUUAAGAAUCCUUCUUAUCAACUGCAGCAGCAACAACAACAGCAACAGCAACAGCAGAGUGGACCAAGUGGUCAACGUUGUCCACUACCAUCAUCAUCCUCCUCUUCGAUUACAGCCACGCCACGUGCCAAGCCCAUUGGCGGUGGCCUUGUGGCGGCUCGUGCUGCAUUCCUCAAUAAUGGCGGCAACUUGGAUACGGCCACCCUGACACCCAGCUCAUCGGAUGAACAACUAUCGGCGGAUAACUAUUUCAGUUAUGCAGCUGCGGCAGCAGCCGGAGCUAAUCUAACAUCCACAUCGAAGCUGGAGGCUCAGCGUUCGCUCAGUGGUGGCAGCAGUUCAUCCAAUUCGAUGGGUAAAUCCUCAUCUGCCGCCUAUGGACGACUCAAUGGGCCCCUUAAACGGGAAGAUGUCUAUGGCAGUGCUGGGGGAGGCAUAAGCAUGGCCUAUGCUCUGGCCACACCAGGCAAUGGACCAUCAUCGGCAGCAGCUCAUCAUCUGCAUCAGCAGCAGCAGCAGCAGCAACAGCAUCCACAUCAUCAUUCACAUCAUCAUCACAUGAAGCAGGAGCAAAUGAAGCAAUUCGGAGGCAAUAAUGGAAGUGGAAACGGUCCAUCGACAUCGGCCCAGAGACGUCUAAGCCUGGACUCGGCAAGGACUCUAUCCGAUAGCAGCACGGACACCGAAGGUAACUGCCAGCAGCUACAGGAGGGCAAAAGACGACGUCAAUUGCGCAGCAGUGGAGGCAUUAGCGCUGGCCAUGAAUCUUCCUCGCUGAGCAAAGGCUACGACCAGAACGGUGAGAUUCAGCUACUGCAGGAGACACUGGACACACUGCGUCACACACUGGAUCGCGAUGAGGCGGAAUUACGUGACUCUAGCGAUGAAUUGUUUGCCCUCCAACGUCCAGGUGGCAGUGCCGGAGGCGGCAGUAAUGGCUCGAAUAAUCUUAGCCUGCAAUCAGAGUCCACCAUGCGCAGCAUAAUCGAUAGACUCAUCACCAUGGAGGAGGAGCUGCGACGUGAGCAGCUGAAAAUGUCCUUGGCCUUGUCGCACAAGCAGCGUGUGAUUGAGGAGCAAGGACAACAGAUAGCUGCUCUGGAUGCGGCGAAUAGUCGACUAUUGAGUGCCCUUACCGCCCUGCGCCAGCGUUACGAGACCCAACAACAACAACAGCAGCAGCAGCAACAACAACAACAACAACAACAGCAGCACCCAGCACCACCAAAGAAUCAGAAGCCACAGUGAGCAAAAACAGGAGAAAAAUGAGAAGCAGCAGGAGAAGAAUAUGAUUUGGAUAAGAAGUAGAAGAAGAAGGCGGAGUAGAAGCUUAAGUGCUUAGACGUCGACGUGUUUAUGUCUUAAGGAUAAUUUUUGUUUAUUUUUUUAGCUCUUUUUUUUGUAUGCUAUAUAAAUUAUA
Messenger RNA from Drosophila willistoni, 6876 nucleotides. RefSeq names its product ras GTPase-activating protein raskol (gene raskol). Bases 555 to 6704 code for a protein of 2049 amino acids. The record is from RefSeq and is a predicted model, not a curated record. NCBI's taxonomy places the organism in Eukaryota, Metazoa, Arthropoda, Insecta, Diptera, Drosophilidae. Gene Ontology annotation, biological process: regulation of GTPase activity. The transcript is spliced from 6 exons.